Molecule: messenger RNA, 2304 nt
Organism: Penicilliopsis zonata CBS 506.65
Lineage: Eukaryota; Fungi; Ascomycota; Eurotiomycetes; Eurotiales; Aspergillaceae
Exons: 2
Coding region: 385-2217 (610 amino acids)
Source: RefSeq, a predicted model, not a curated record
CACCUUGCCAGGUACUCAGUCUGCCGUUGGCACCAUUUGAUGCCAGAGAUAAGCUUGUCAUACUGAACCCUCUGUAGUUUCGAAACUUUAGACCAGGCGAGGCAAGAGAUCCGAAGCGGGACAAAACAAUCCUCCUCAUGAAGAUCAGCGCGGUUGCAAGGAGAGCAAGGGUAUAUAGUAUAGGGAAGAGCACCUCAAUCCAAAGGACCGAAACUCGAGCGGGGACGCGAAAGCAGCGUUAUAGAUAACUAAGCAUCCCCGAACAAGACGGUGGCUAACUCCGGCUGAGUCAGCAACGCCGUCCCUGAUCUCUCGCAUCGGAAGAGAACAGCAAGUCAGUGCACAGUCUGCAAGCUCUGGACGGCAGCUCUGCGGUUGUCCAGGAUGGAUCUCUCAGCUCUCACGCGCCCGGCAAUCCUAUGCCAAUGUUCACGGUGUUCCAGUUCGCUGGCCGCGCUCGAGAACGAGUGGGCGAAGCUGUCGAACUCCUACUCGUUUGUGACGGGGUGGCUCAGCCUGGACCUGAACCGGGUGUCGAUAUCCCUGCAGAAGAAGCAGGUUCCUCAGAGCUCUGACUUGAGUCUGUUGCGCGGUCGCAUCCUCCAGGAGGUGACGUGCAAGUUAUGCCAGCAGAAAUUAGGCGUGUUGUGUCUGCUGGAUAGUGGCCCGAAUAUAUUCUGGAAGCUGGGAAAGGUAUCAUUUAGGGAGAUUGUGACGAUGCGAACGGUAGAACCGAUUUUCAAAGCUGGAUCGCCCGAGCAGUUUCUAUACCCGCAAUCCACUGGCCCAUCCGGGGCAUUGGUGCCGCUACGAUCGCUGGACAUGCAGGACAGCAAUAUCUCGGUCGAGCAGCAGAUCCAACACCAGGGAGCGAGCAUAAACCAUAUCUCCAGUUCUGUCAGCAAUCUCCAUGAUACCAUGAGCGAGCUGAAACAUGCUUUCACGGCUUUGCGCCUUGAACUGAACGGUCCUGGGAGCCGGUCAUCGACGGAGAUGGAGAGUACAAACAUCGACUUUGACAUGAUUGCCACUGUUUUACGGGAACUCAAAUCCAAGUCAGAGGAGAUCGAGAGACUCAAGCUGGAGAUUGAGGCGCUGAAGCUCAAGAACCGGGUUAUGGAGGAACAAGCGGGGAAGAUACCAUCUGCCAUGCGGGGACUCUUGCCCGAAAUGCAGGGCCAUGGCCUGCUCCAAGCAACCCGGAAACGCGGGAGACAAGACUCCCUUCUCGGAGGUCGCACCCAUCAGAUCAUGGAUUCCUUCGACGAUUCGGACGAGGUGCUUGACGACCUGUCUGUGGCCGAUUACCCGUCCCAGCCUAUCAGAAUCCCACUGAAAGAACCAGCUACGGGCUCUACAAUGACGGACUCCACGAGUAUGGGGCGGUCAAGGUCGGGUUCAGCAGCGUUGCGCAUCGAAAUCAGCCAAUCUCGAGACGUGUCGCGUCGUCUGGACAGAGGUACGCCACAGACGCAAAGGGAUCACUCUGAACAACCUACGGCAAAGCGACCUCGUCUCGAUGACGCGGCAGAUGUCUCGUAUGGAGCUGCAGCCCCAGAAAAGAGAAGACCAGGGCGCCCUCGGAAGUCCUUCAGCCAGGCUCCAAGACCGGUUGUUGUACAGACACCCAAAGCCACCCCGCUUAGUGAGCAGACUGGGAACACAAAUGCUAGCACUAGCAAAAGCUACUCUUCAGUGGCGAACGAGACCCCAAACACGCCCCUGAACGCCAAGGGACAAGGGCCAGGACGACCGAGAAGCCUGCGCGGUCGCAGGAAGCAGUCAGUCUCAUCUCUCGCAUCUCGAGCCUUUGAAGACGGAGAAGACACUGCUCCGGAGCAGCAACAACCGGAGCAGCAACAAACAGAACAGCGAGAACCGGAACAGAUUCAAUUAGAGCAGCAACAACCAGAGCAGACUUCCACGGAAACGAACCCACCUAACCUGACUUUACCCGACCAGAACCCACUAGAUACAACUACAAGCCCUUCUACGCUCCCCUCCGGCCCAUCCGUGGGGGUAAGCAAUAUAGCCACUCUGCAAAACGAGAGUCUCCCGGUGCCGCAAGCCAUCGAGCCUCCUCCCAGCCAGAAGAUGGAGAACGUUGAAAACGAAACGGUGCGGGAGAAGCGCAAGGCGCAGAUCAAUGCGCGGGAUCUAUUGGCGAAGCUAGCCAUGCAGCGCGAGGAAGCCAUGGAGAUGGAAGAAGCGCGAUGAACAGAGCGUAGCUUGUUGGAUUACUUCUAUUCUGGUAUUCUAUGCUAUUUAAUAUAGACCCUUAUUAAUCUAGGCUGGAUAUAUCUU